CUUAUUUAUUUUCCUUUCUUUCCGUUUUCUACUCUCAUUAUUGCUUUUAUUUUAUUUUUUUAAAAUUGACCCAUAAGUUUUUCAUAAUUAUCAUAAUUAUGUAAAUUCCUAACACCUGGUUUGAUCAUGUUCACGAACUUUGAUGAAAUUGUAUGCAGAACACAUGUUAUCAAUAUUACUGGAUUUAAUUACUUGUUCUACUUCCCUACUUGUGUGUUGGGCUUGAAUGAUAUCUGCUGCACACGUUCGCCCUGGUUCCAGUUUUAGAAUAGGGAUCGGUUCCCGAUAUUAUAAUUUUUUUUAAAUGUUUAUUGAAUCUAUAAGUAAGAUAAAAAUAGUAAAUAGAAACUAAGUGUCAUAGUCCUUGAUUGUGAGAUCAUUUCAUCUAGAAAUUUGAGUGUUCUUGUUACUUGUGUAGAUACUCUAAAAUAUCUGGUAUUUGGAAAAUUAUCUGUUAUUUUUCCUUGUUUUUGACUGAAGGAAUAUGGAAAUGUCGCCACUGCAACUGGACCUAUUGCAUGGGAAGUCCUUUGGUUGAUCUUAAUCAAAACAUUAAAAAAUACUUGGACACGCCAAUGAAUGUCAAAAUCCAUAAUCAACGGCGACCGUGUUUUAUUUUUGAAACUAAAGGUACUGAAACUGUCAAUGAAGUUCUUGAAAUGAAGAAUGAUAGUGUUACAAGUUCUACUUCUGAGACAAAUUCCAGAGAUGCAGAUGUCCAAGUAAAAGAUGUGGAGAAUCAGGAAAUUCUGAUUGGGGAAUUGAAUGAUCAAUGUGGGGAAAUUUUGGGCUGUAGAGGGUUUGCUAAUUCAAGUUUAACAGCUUUAGAGAAGUCACACGAAGAACAAAAUUCAAAAUCAGUGUCUUUUAACAAUGAAACUAGAGUAGCAGGGGAUUUUGACUUAAUAGAAGAAGCUGACAAGGAAGAGACAGAAUUAGAUAUUGAGAGGGUGCUACAGAAGCAAAAUACUCAUGAUUUGUAUUGCCCUAACUGUAACUCUUGUAUUACCAGACGGGUUAUCCUUCGUAGAAGAAAACCAAAAAUUCGAAAUGCACAUCAUAAAUCAAAGCAUAAUAAACCAGAUAGAAUAUUUAGCUCCAAGUUAGAUGUCAAUAGUGCCACUUCAACCAAGAUUGAAGCUCGUGACACAGUUAAUAUUCACUCAAGUGAUAAUGCAGCAGGGAUGGCUGAUGAUUAUAAUAGCAACAGGGGACCAGAGAUAUUCAGAUGCUUAUCCUGUUUUAGCUUUUUCAUACCUACAGGUCACUGCUUUAAGUCGUUUCGGCUUUUUGGAGACAGCACUGGGAUUGAAAAUGUGCAAAAUCUUCGAAAGGGGCCUGCAACAAACAGAAAUUGGUUGUUUUCUAUUUUUGCAACCGAUAAGAAGAAAAUGGCUAUCGAACAGGCAGGAAGUGAGGCACUGCCUGAUCAGAACAGUCUUGUCUCUUCUGUUUCUCCACCGGUUGGACCAGUAAAUGAUUUGGGAAUUGCAUCCCCAGUAGUUAGAAAGGAGUUUGUGAAAUUUUCAACAGAAGAUGGUACAUAUCUUGAAAAUGCAUCUACAAGUGUGGGAAAGAAAUCAGAUGAUGCAACUGAAAAAGUCAUUACAGAUACGAUGUUAGAUCAAGACAGGAAAGAUCAUUCAGCAACACUCCUUCCUGGCGUUCUGGUUAACAAUAGAGAACCUGCUGAAGAUGCCUCAUUCAGACCUAUGCAAGCUGGUGUGAAUGCUUUAGUCUCUUCAACUUGUGGAUCUUUAGUGCCUGACCAGUCACAGAUAGACAAGAAUAUCAGAACAGCAAUGGAACAAAAUGCUACUCAAAAUGAUCAGGCCUCAUUAAUACUAGGCACUCCAUUGCCCACCAAGUUGUUUGCUGAUGGACUAAAUGGUUCAACUGUUGUAGGCCAUGAGUCUAGAAGAAAUAUGUUUUCUUCAACCCAAGGAACUCCAGUUCUGGAAACAUUGAAAACUGGUGUUGGAGAGACGAGUGAUGCUGUGGAAAAGAGUAAGGGGCAUGAUGUGAUAGUUUUUGUUGAAACAAUGCCGGUGGAACCUGCAGCUUCUCAGAGGGCACAAAACAAUGAUGGUUCGACAGAAGCCACGAGCUUGCUGCAAAGUGGGACUCAGACAUAUACAAGUGAACAAGGAGGUGCUGGAAUUUCUGUCGACAUUUUGAAGAGCAUUGUAUAUGGUGGUUUAAUAGAAUCUAUCACAAGUCUAGGUGUUGUGUCAUCUGCAGCUGGUGCUGGUUCUGCUACACUGAAUAUUUUAGCCCUGGGAUUGGCAAAUUUGAUUGGUGGACUUUUCAUCAUUGGUCACAAUCUCAACGAUUUGAAAAACAAUCACUCUGCUGGGUCGUCUCGAACAAAUGAGCAGGAAGACCGCUACCAAGUAACACUCGGACGAAGGGAGAAUUUUUCACUUCAUGCAACAGUAGCUAUUAUAUCAUUCCUCAUUUUUGGCUUGGUACCUCCAGUGAUCUAUGGCUUCUCAUUUUACAAGAGUGAUGAUAAAGAUCUCAAGCUUGCAGUUGUAGGAAGUGUUUCACUAGUAUGCAUUAUUUUACUAGCUAUUGGAAAGGCUCAUGUUCAGAGGCAACCCAAAUCUUAUAUCAGCACCAUAUUCUACUUUGUCAGCAUAGGGGUCAUGGCCUCUGGUGCUUCUUAUAUAGUCGGCAACCUACUCCGUCAUAUGGUGGAGAAAACUGGUUGGUUUGAGCCAAGUUUAGCAGUUCCUACGAAAGUUCCAGAAAGAAAACCAUUUCAGCUAGGAAGGGCAUCCUAUUGAAGCUUUGAGAUUUUGGGGCAGAGAAACUGAAGCAAGUCGGAGUCUUUGUAUUUUUUUACAGUGCUUUCAUUGGAAAAUCUUGUUUCCAAAUCAAACUUAUCAAUGUCGGCCAUAUUUACCUUACUGUUGUAGUUUUAUUUUAUUUUAUUUUAUUUGUUUGCUAGAUUUUUAUUUUACUGCCAUCUAGUUGGCAUAUAAAAAACGUAAUUCUUCGGGACACUAUCUUGAGGAAAUUGACCAAGUACUGAUUUAUAGGGUGGAAACUCUGGGACUUCUAGAUGUUGUUGCUCUUUAAUUUAUUCUUCAGAUGAACAAGAAUUGAUUGAAGGUUUAUACAAGUUUGAAAUUUUAGAAGGGAAAAGUUUAAAGUAGCA
This is a messenger RNA of Ricinus communis (castor bean), 3163 nucleotides long. Its product is annotated as membrane protein of ER body-like protein. The coding region runs from base 519 to 2789 and encodes 756 amino acids. The record is from RefSeq and is a predicted model, not a curated record. Lineage: Eukaryota; Viridiplantae; Streptophyta; Magnoliopsida; Malpighiales; Euphorbiaceae. The transcript has 8 exons.